GGUUGUCCUCUAGCAGCGGAAGCUACGGGGUCUACAUUUUGUUUCCUCCUGACAGUGUAGGGAAAUAUCCUGGUUAAGACAACCUUUAUUGUGAAUUAAACACGCAUUUUUAAAAAGUCUUCAGAUGUUUUCAAUCAUCGUUGACAACUAGGUUUAGGUAAAUUGUCUCCCGAAAACAACAGAAGCUCAGAGCGUUAGCUUCGCCUGUUAGCUUGAAGCAGACAACCAGCACGGAGGAACGCAGAGAGAGACUCUUAGAUGGAGAACGGACUGCUUUUCUUGUGCAGUUUAAGGAGAGGUUGUGUGAGAACCUCGGAUCUUUAGAGUUUUGGAGAAAAGACAGCUAACAGAGACGGAGGAACCAACACACAGUGAGCAGAUGGACUCUCAGUUUCAAGACGUUCAGAAGGUGUUGGUGUUUAAAGAGGAGCUUCCGGGUGAGGAGCAGUAUUGGUGUCCCAGGCUGAACCAGGAGGACCAGAAGCCCCGACAGAUUAAAGAGGAACAGGAUGACAGUGAGAUUAAAGAGUUUGUUUUCAAUCCUGACCCUGUGAAGAAUGAAGAUGAUGACGAGAAACCUCAGCUCUCAGAGCGUCACAGCCAGCCUGAGGAGAACAGAGACUCUGUAGGUCCAGAACAAGAUCAUGAUCAAGAUUCUUUUGAAACAGACAUCAGCGAUGGAAACUGGGAGGACAGCGGUGACGCUCCAUCAUGUUCGGACUCUGUAAGGAAUAAUAAAGUUCCUGUAGGUGAUAAAAUAUGUGAGAAAGGUAAGAAGUUACACAGCUGCAGUGAAUGCGGUAAAACAUUUAACCAAAGGUGGGAUCUGUUAAGACACAACAGAAUCCAUACAGGAGAAAAACCCUACAGCUGCUCCGUCUGUAAAGCCUCUUUUACAUGGAAACAUGUCUUAGUGCAGCACAUGAGAACUCACAGUGGAGAAAAACCCUUCAGUUGCUCUGUUUGUGGUCAGACAUUUAGAAAGAAAGAAACUUUAACCUAUCACAUGAGGCGCCACAGUGAUGAGAAACCUUUUAGCUGUUCUGUCUGUGGGCAAAUGUUCAGCAGAAAGGAGAGCGUGAAUCGGCACAUGAAAUGUCACACUGAAGACAGACCUUUCAGCUGCUCCAUAUGUGGACAAAAGUUCAAGAGGAAGGAGAGUGUAACCCGGCAUAUGAGAUGUCACACUAAAGAGAAACCUUUCAGCUGCUCCAUCUGUCACAGGGCCUUCACUUCCCAAUUAACCUUGACAGACCACACAAAGGUCCACUCAGAGAACAGACCUUUCAAAUGUUCUGUCUGUGAUGCUGCUUUUAAAAAAAAGAGAACGCUAUCAGAACACGCAAGAAUCCACACCGGAGAGAAGCCUUGCAGCUGCUGGAUCUGUGGCCAAAGCCUCAGUUCCAAGUCAUAUCUGACUGUUCACAUGAGAAGUCACACAGGAGAAAAGCCUUACAGCUGCUCUAUCUGCAAGGCCACUUUCAAAUGGAAAAAAACAUUUGAAAUGCCCUACCAUCGGUGUUCCAGCAAGGCUACAACCCCAAACACACCAAUAUCCAACAGCUGCUGGUGAUCAAAGAGGAGCUUUCUGCUGAGGAGCAAGACCCGAGUCCAGUCUGGAACAGGACGACCCGAAUCCCCCACAGCAUAAAGACGAACAGGAUGAGUUUGACAUUACAGAGUUUAUAUUCAAUCCUGUCCCUGCGAAGAGUGAAUAUGAUGAAGAGAAACCUCAGCUCUCAAAACUUCCUCAUGGUCAGACUGAAGAGAACAGAGACUGUGCUGGACCAGAACCAGAUCAUGCAGACCAAACUUCAAAUGCGGAGACGGACAUCCGUGAUGGACACUGGGAGGAGAGCAGUGAAACUCAGUUGGGUUCAGACUUGGUAAGAAGUAAAUGUCCUGCGUGUGACACAAGAUGUGAGAGAGAAUUGACGCACAGCUGCAGCGAGUGCCGUAAAACAUUUUCCAAAAGUUUGGAUCUGUUUAGACACAGGAGAAAAAAACCUCUCAGCUGCUCCCUCUGUGACCAGAGCUUUGGAUCCAGGUAGUAUCUAACCGUCCACAUGAGAGGCCACACAGGAGAAAAACCUCGAAUCUGUUCCUUCUGUGAGACAGCUUUUAAAAACAAGGUCACCCUAACUGAGCACAUGAGAACCCACAGUGGGAAGAAACCGUUAAGCUGCUCCGUCUGUAACAAAGCUUUUACUUUGAAAACAGAUUUAAUAAAACACAUAAAAGUCCACUCAGAAGAACGACGCUUCUGUCUGUAGUGCAGUUUUUAAAUGUAAAAGUAACUUAAUCCAACAUUUGAGGAGCCACACUGGAGAGAGACCUUUCAGCUGCUCUGUCUGCAGCCAAACACAAUCUGGUGAUAUUAAAAGACAGAUGGUGUUUAAGAACUGAGUCGGAAACAACAAUUAUUGAAAAUAAUCAGCUGCAAUCAUUAACCUACUCAAAGUAAGUGAUGGAUGAUUUCAAAAUAAACUGCGGGGAGAAAAAGUCAGCUUCUGUUAUUCUGACGCUAAUCCGACAUUUUACUAUCAUUGAAGCGCAAUAUAUUUAUUUUCACUGUUUUUGUGUUUUAAAUUUGAGCAAUCAAAAACUAAACAAAAUAUGGUGCUACUAAUGUUCUGAUUGGUUGCUGUUCCCCAUGAGCCCGACCCUAGCCGCUGAUGAAAGCGGUUGUUUCCUCUGACCCAGUAGCGAACUGAGGCUAGCUCUGGUUAUCAGUAUUAGAACCACGGCUUGUCUCAGUGGAAACACACAGAACUCACUUAUAAGCACCAGUUAAGCACUGGAAUCGGUUUGGUGGAAAAGGGCCCUACGUUUCACACAGAAGAAAACAACAUUUCAGCUGUUUUUUUUUUUUUUUUUUUUAAAUAAAAUCUUUUCAUGGAAAAUGAGAAAAUUAAUCCAGGAGGACAUUUCCUCAGAGGAUGUUACAACAGAAGAAUUAUCUGUGACCAGAUCAAAACAAGGAUGUCCCAAGUGCGGCCCACUGCCAUUUGCAGCCCAUCGAAGGAUUUGUGGGACCAUCCAACUGCAUUUCAAGACUGGUACAAAUUUGGCCUGAGCACAGGUGUAUGAUGCAAAUGGAGACUUUUUAAAAAAUAGUUUAGGCUUUGACUAACAACAAAAAUGUUCUUAAAAUGGAAAGUGUAAGGUUGAACACAAAUAAUUCAUCUUCUAUCAACCCUUCUUUUUGGUUUUCAUUUAGAUUUCAAAGAAAAUGCUGAGAAUACAGCAAACAUUUAAUUAAACCAAGAAGAUAGAAAACAUUCGACCCAAAACAUUUAGUACACUUUAUACCUGAGGACCGUUGUAGACCUCCAAUGAUCUACAGAUCCCCUUUUUUUUUUUGUUACAACAAUCAGACUACUUUCUUGUAAUAAAAUGUUGUGUUCACUUUUCCUUUGAUCGGCAAGUAAUUUUAACGUGUCUAUUUUGGCCUGUGUGAGAAAACGUUUGUUCACCACUACUUUCAGACUGACGUUUAUCAUUUGGAAAGUCUGAAAAGCAAGAGAAAUGUAAAGAGCUGCUGAUGGGUUUUGGUGUAGAAUGUGUUUAGAAGUGAUCAUUUAUUGGUUUUAUUUGUUUUCUUCAGUACAGUAAAAUCGUUUGUGACUGUGUUAGGAGGACUGAUAAUAUAUAUAUUUUUAUAGUUAUUUUAACUUGAAUUUAACUUUAAAAAUGUUUAAAUGUUUUUCAAACCUUUCCAAAAAUAAAUGCGUAUGAGGAAAACC
Girardinichthys multiradiatus is the source of this 3746-nucleotide messenger RNA. RefSeq names its product zinc finger protein 501-like. The transcript is spliced from 4 exons. The coding region runs from base 380 to 1573 and encodes 397 amino acids. NCBI's taxonomy places the organism in Eukaryota, Metazoa, Chordata, Actinopteri, Cyprinodontiformes, Goodeidae. Gene Ontology annotation, biological process: regulation of transcription by RNA polymerase II. Gene Ontology annotation, molecular function: RNA polymerase II cis-regulatory region sequence-specific DNA binding; DNA-binding transcription factor activity. The record is from RefSeq and is a predicted model, not a curated record.